Molecule: messenger RNA, 990 nt
Organism: Syzygium oleosum
Lineage: Eukaryota; Viridiplantae; Streptophyta; Magnoliopsida; Myrtales; Myrtaceae
Product: protein LIFEGUARD 4-like
Exons: 4
Coding region: 188-922 (244 amino acids)
Cellular component (GO): membrane
Source: RefSeq, a predicted model, not a curated record
CAUCGUUCGUAAUCCCACCACGGACAAGUUUCCACACUAGUAUAUAAACUCCCCCUCCUCCACCUUCAUCGUUCACACUCCUCCUCUCCUCCGCUCUCCAGAGCCCCAGAAAAGCUCCCUAACGAUCGAAUCCUUCCUCUGAUUUUCCUUCGCCGUCGUCUUCUUCUCCUUCUUCGCCAGGCCGACAAUGCAGAGCAGGACCGGCGACGUCGAGAGCGGCCCCCCUGCCCCCGCUGGGGACGCGUCGUGCCCCGGCAUGCUCGAGAGCCCGCAGCUGCGCUGGGCUUUCGUGCGUAAGGUGUACGCGAUCCUCCUGUCGCAGCUCCUCCUCACGGCCGGGGUCGCCGCCGCCGUCGCCCUAGUGAAGCCCGUGUCGCGCUUCAUCGCCGAGACCUGGCCGGGGUCCAUGGUAGUCCUGGUCCUCGUCGUCCUCGUUUUCAUACUUAUGCGCGCGUUGAGCUCCCACCACAAGAGAUAUCCGGUGAACUUCGUCCUCCUGGGGCUGUACACUGUCACAUUGGCGUUCAUGGUGGGUCUCGCUUGCGCUUUUAUGGAAGAAAAGAUCAUCUUGGAAUCGGCGAUCUUGACGAGCGUCGCCAUCGUCGCGCUUACUUGCUACACCUUCUGGGCUGUAAAGAGAGGCCGCGAUUUCAGUUUUCUCGCACCCUUUUUGUUCGCUUCCCUCCUAGUAUUACUCGUUUUCACUCUUAUUCAGAUCUUCUUUCCUCUGGGGAAGUUAUCCACGAUGAUACAUGGCUGCCUGGGAGCGAUCGUGUUCGCCGCCUACAUCGUAUAUGACACCGGCAACCUGAUCAAGCGCCUCAGCUACGACGAGUACAUAUGGGCUGCGGUUGCGUUGUAUCUUGACGUUCUCAACCUCUUCCUCAGCUUUAUCAAUAUUUUCGGGUCGGCCGAUUGCUAAGGAAGGCCGUUCGGCAUGCCCUUGCCCGAACAUCAUGAUUUUGUCUUAGUUGAAGAUACUGAGGGAGC